UUGAUGCUGGGGUUGUAUUGGUGGGGGAGCACAUUGCCCAGGACCGCAUUGGCUCUGGUGUUUUUCUUUUUUUCCCGCAAGGGUCCCAAACUAUACCGAGAUUUGGAAUAUUACGUUACAGUCCUGCAGGAAAAUGGCGACUGUCAUUCAAAAUCCUCUAAAAUCGCUCGGUGACCAGUUCUAUAGGGAGGCCAUUGAACACUGUCGCAGCUACAAUGCCCGACUGUGUGCCGAGCGCAGUGUGCGCAUGCCCUUCCUGGACUCGCAAACGGGCGUUGCACAGAACAACUGCUACAUCUGGAUGGAGAAGCGCCACCGCCAGCCAGGCCAAGCAGCGGGACAGAUGUAUACCUACCCCGCUCGAUGCUGGAGAAAGAAGAGGCGACUCCACCCUCCUCUGGAUCCCCAGCUCCGCCUGUGUGAGCUUCGACUAGAAGCUGAGCUUGCCCCAAAGCGGGAGGUGCCCCCGGGGGAGGCCACAGCCUUGGAGGCCCUCCUCAGGGGGGACAGCCUGCUGGAGAAAAAGAACAGCAUCUGUAAGGAGGAGGAGACGUUGCUGGAAAUACAGAGAGUACUGGAUGCGGACGAGAAUGGGGACGGUUUCAAUGAUGAGGACGACUUCGAACUGGACACUCCAAAGAGAAAGAACAGAAACAGAGGCAAAAACAGAUCAAGUCGCAGGAGAACAGAUCCCGUCAACACCGACGACCAGGACAAACCUUUCGUCUGUGACAAUAGACACAAACAAAAGCAUAACUCAAAAAAGGCUGAAGAAGUCUGUGGGAAGCGCUACAAGAACCGGCCCGGCCUGAGCUACCACUACACCCACACUCACCUGGCAGAGGAGGAGGGCGAGGAGGAGAAAGAACCAGAGAUGAGCCCAUCUCCUCCACGGAACGCAGACAACCACAAACCUCAGAAGGCCGCAGACGGUUCCAUCAUCCCAAACGACUACUGCGACUUCUGCCUGGGAGACCAGGACUCCAACAGAAAGACGGGCCAGGCCGAGGAGCUGGUGUCCUGCUCUGACUGUGGACGCUCCGCUGGAAGAGGAGGAGCGAAGAAGGACGGGAGGAAGAUGAGUGCUCUCGAAGAAUUGUUCGGCACGGCGUCAGACAGCGAGGCCUCCACUUUUCAUGGCUUUGAAGAAACAGAGCUGGAAGACAUUUUGUUAUCAGAAGAUGAUGAUGAUGAUGAAGAUGCUGUGGCUGACAGCUGAUAUCAGGACAGCUUGACUAGUUGGACCUCGUGGCGAAAUUAAAAUCAUUUCCUGAUUAAACCUUUUCUUUGGGGGAACGCUGACGGCUGAAGGCACAGACUGGACUACAAGACACAGGAUUAUUCUAAAAUCUUUCGUUCAUGCAUAAAGCCCAACGCUUCUUGAAAACCUUUUCUCUCAUGGAUAUAGUUACUUUUUUACCGCUUUUUAAAAAAGACAUUUUCCAUUUUUCAUAAAAAAAGCUAACUUCUUACACUCGACUCAGAUUAUCAAGAUCAUAGGUUAAACUCCUCUGGCUACGUCCUCAUAAAUUCUGGACUUUAAAGUUUAGUAGCUGGCAUGGUGGAUUAAAUUACAUGACUGGCCACUAAGGGAGGGAUGAACCUGGACUGUUGAGUCCCUCCAAUGGCUAAAGAGGACAGGUUGCCGAGAGGUAAGAGCCAACUCUGCACCCAAUUGCUCCUCUCUUGUUCAAGGACUUCGAUGGUGAGUGGAAAUACUUAUUGUCAAAUUGCCUGCAGCUAAGUGCUAUCCAAUAAGAUCACCUCUAUUAAUCUAUUGCUUCCCAGCUUUAAUUCCCCCAGUUUGAUUUUAGAGACCAUUAAAUUCUCCUAAGGUCACAUUUAUUCACUAAUCGGAGGCUGAUGGGGAGUGUUCAUCGUUUCUGGCUGCUUUCCCAGUCUCGAUUUAAAUCAUCUCAUCCCGGAUUGUGGCUCAUUCACGGCUCAUUGAUAUCCCAUUGAUACCGGGGCGGGGCAGAUAACAGUGAUCAUAAGAUGCUGACGGUACCGCAACUUGAGGGAGGCUAUCAAAAGUGUUGACAAUAGCUAUAAAUGAUGAGGUUAUAAAAUGUAUGUAUUUACCUUUUAGGGAAGAUGAUAAAACACUCACACACUCACACCCACACACACACACACAUAUACACACACAACCACUUGUUUGUUUUCCCAGUCAUACAGUAUCAUCACUUGUCUUUUGUGGCAAGAUUGACUCUGAUAUUGAAAGCCAUCCAUCUCUAUGGACUGUCAACACUCUGGGUUGAUACUUGAGGCUGACAAUACUUUGUGUUUUCUGAAUCAACGGAGAAAUUAUGUUUUUCUGGGUCUCUCUGUUCAUCUCAACCAGGAGAAAAUAUCGUUCCAAUAACAUACACAUCUUUAAAAGAUAUUCCAAACUAAUCAUUAGCCUUAGAAUCCAAUGACAAACUCUUGGCAUAGUAGAAAGACUAUUUAUUCCUGUUCAUUAAUCUAGAAAACCGAGUCCUGAAAGCCUGAAGCCAACAGAUACAGCUGCAGAUUAUAUAAAUAAGCUUUUUAUGUAUAAUUUAAAUGUGUGUCCAUCCAGUCGGACUUCUGGCACACAUCUAUAGAUGCUUACAUAAGAAAACACCACUGACUUUGCUUU
Molecule: messenger RNA, 2623 nt
Organism: Pleuronectes platessa (European plaice)
Lineage: Eukaryota; Metazoa; Chordata; Actinopteri; Pleuronectiformes; Pleuronectidae
Gene: dpf3
Product: double PHD fingers 3
Exons: 10
Coding region: 134-1219 (361 amino acids)
Biological process (GO): nervous system development
Cellular component (GO): nBAF complex; nucleus
Source: RefSeq, a predicted model, not a curated record